Molecule: messenger RNA, 2974 nt
Organism: Bufo bufo (common toad)
Lineage: Eukaryota; Metazoa; Chordata; Amphibia; Anura; Bufonidae
Gene: PPP1R42
Product: protein phosphatase 1 regulatory subunit 42
Exons: 9
Coding region: 118-1176 (352 amino acids)
Molecular function (GO): protein binding
Source: RefSeq, a predicted model, not a curated record
AGAGCGCAUGGAGCAGAGCGGGCACCGUGAGGCUGGAGGGGCUCCGGGAGGGCAAUGAUGAACCAGAUAUCGUAGCAACAUCCACAAUCUCCAAGUCUUUGUUUCUACUAAGUCAUUAUGGUGCGUCUGACAGUUGAUCUCAUUGCACGGACCAACAAUCACCUCCGCAACAGGAAAGAUGAGACCGUCACUCAGUAUCUGAAAAGAGUCACUCAUCUGAAUUUUUCUAAUAAACAUAUUGAUUGUCUUGAUGACCUGUCUGCGUGCAGAAAUCUCACAGUCCUAUACCUUUAUGACAAUAACAUUAGGGAAAUAAGGUGUCUUGGAUUCCUAACAUCUCUAACUCACCUGUACCUCCAGAACAACUACAUAUCCUGCAUAGAAAGCCUGAGCGGGCUGAAACGACUGGAAAAGCUGUAUUUAGGAGGGAAUUAUCUCACUGUCAUUGAGGGUCUGGAAGGUCUUGAGGAACUGAGAGAACUGCAUAUUGAGAGCCAGAAGAUUCCUCCUGGAGAGAAGUUGCUGUUUGAUCCUAGGACACUUCAUUCCUUAGCUAAGGCUCUCUCUGUACUGAAUAUCAGUAAUAACAAUAUUGAUGAGCUGAAGGAACUUUCAGUUUUGGAGAACAUAACCCAACUUGUGGCUGUAGACAAUCAUCUGAACGAUAUUAAGGAUCUGGAAUUUAUUCUGAGCAAAUGGCCACGGCUGUGGAGGAUGGAUCUCAGUGGAAAUCCAAUUUGUCAGAAACCAAAAUAUAGAGACAAAGUUAUAGUCAUUGCGAAGGCGCUGGAAAUCCUGGAUGGUAGAGAAAUUAAGGAAAUGGCCAGGCAGUUCUUAUUAAACUGGAAAGCCUCAAAAGAUGCCAGGAAGAAAAGCAGAGAAGAGAAUAUGGCCGGCCGAUUAGUAUUUCAACAGUUGUAUGGUUUUGAACAUCCUCAGUCCAUUCUGCCCAUCCAGUAUCAGAACCAGAGAUAUAUACAAAAAGACAAACCAAAGUACUACCUUAUGGCUCCCAUGCAAAGUGAUCAGAAAUCAAGUCACCUAAAAAAAACUGUGGCAAAGAAAACUAUUAAUAUUAGUGAAGAUAUACGACAAUUAGCUGCAAAGGAUCCUGCGAGCUCACUGCCUGGACAAGAUGUUCUCGAGCCACACCUACGAGGCCAAGUAGUGCUCUAAGCACAGAAAGAAGUGUGCAGGACAUUCCCAGGCAAUGCUUCAUUAAUCAUCCCUACCUAGAUGCUCAGUAAUACAGCCAGCUAGCUAAGUCACUGCAAUCUCUGCAAACACACUCUAAUGAGUAGCUCUACAGUCUGCAUUAACUUCUUAAGGCUAGGGCUCCACAGCGUCGUGGAUUCAUUGCGAUUUGCGGCAAAAUUGCAGCUUUUCUUUCCUGUUGGGAAACAUUGACGUUUUACAGCAAAUCUGUGAGAUCCUCGCCUGAAGUAUAACCUUUGGUUUGUAAAAACCAUACCCGAAAGCAAUUAAAAGACAUGUAGGCAAUGGUCUGAAAAAACAUAUACUUGAAAUGAAUAAUUGUGGGUUUUAUUGUAGUGAUGCAGUGAUCACAGCUGCCUAAAAUGCCAUUACGACGUUUUGCAGCAUCUCACACUGGAAUGUGCCAGUCUGAUAUACCAUGUGAACAAGGUAUAGUACUUUGGUGCAGUUUUUGAUGCAUUUAAAGAACAUCUGUCACCCUGAUAAACCCUAUUAUACUGCCUGGUAGAGUUGGUUAUGCUGAAUUAAAUGAGCCCUCUAUUGCUGCAAAUGGAUGUACCAUUGCUGCAUAAUUAUUAUGUUUUAUUUUUAUGCAAAUUAGAUGAUCAGAGAAAACUCUUCUCCGGUCACAAUCCCCCCUCAUGGUCCUCAUUGUAUGGAUACCUGGUCUUGAAAUCUCACGCUUGCAUGGGCAAGACUUUGAUCAGCGCAUGCACAGUUCAUUUCACAGGGUUCUCCUUGCCCUGAGAUCUGCGCAAGCCCUGAUGGUGUCAGUCUCCCCCCGGAAGUCAAGUCCCUUGGUUUCGCUGAUCUAGAAGCAAAGCCGAGCAUCUUCUCUUCCGGUAGGAGACUGAUGUCAUCGGCGCUUGUGCAGUGCAGAUCUCAGAGUGAGCAGAGCCCCCCCAGAAAUUAACUCUGCAUAUGCCAAUCAAAGUCUCACUGGCACAAGCACAAGAUUUCAGGUUCAGGCAUCUGAACAGUGAGGAUACUGGGCACUGUCUAUCAGACCAUGAGGGGGAGUGGUGAGAGGCGAGAGAAGCGGUGCUCCGAGAGGCUAGGCCAGUCCGUUGGUGCUGUGAACACCUAAUUUGCAUAAAGAUAAAAGUAACCAUUAUGCUGCAACGGUACAUCUAUUUGUAGAAAUAGAGGGUUCAUUUAAUUUGUCAUAAUCAACCCUACCAGGCAGUAUGCUUGGUUUAAUAUGGUUGAGUAUGGUCACAGAUGCUCUUUAAAGGGAAUCUGUCACCAGUUUUAUGGUGUCCUAACUAAGGGCAACAUAAACUUGUGACAGAUCCCUUUAGCAAAAUGCUGGGUCACUUUCUUUAAUUGACCCAGCCGUUUUUCUAAAAUCUUGUAUUGACCAGCUCCAGCAAAUACCGAACGAGACUCGGCAUGCGAAAGAGCUUUUGAACCUAGCAGCAUAAAACUGGUGACAGAUUCUCUUUUUUUUUUAUAAAUGCAUUUUAUCCUUACCAUAAACAUACUUCUGUUCUUUUUGAAACCAGUGCUAGUGUUGGCUGAAAGAUUGGAUCAAAACUGCACCAAAACUAACAAAUUCAGCAAGGAAGUGUUUUUUUUUCCAGACGUUUUGUUGAAUAGAAAAAUUAUAGAUCAUUUUAAUAAUUUCUGCUUAGAGACAGGUGCAUUUAGUCCACUAGGAGCUGUGAACAUCUGGUACAAACACAUUUUGGAAACAUUAGCAUUGGAUGAUGUAAGUUUUCUGUUCAUUCUUAUCUUUUCUGCCAUUCAAAUAAAGUUU